AUGCCCGAGACCCAAAUCUUAGAAGAAACCAAGAACAGCAGCAGCCACGAUGUCAACAACCAUGGUAUCAGCGUUGCUCAUUCAACCAAUCUCCAUAUCGAUCGUGCCAAAGAAGCCAAAGUCGUGAGAAAGCUGGACCUAUAUAUCACGCCCGUACUCUUCAUCGUCUAUCUCUCAUGCUUCAUCGAUAGAGCCAACAUCGGAAACGUCAAAGUCGCCGGUAUGCCCGAAGAAAUCGGCGCUACAAACCAGCAAUACCCCCCAGCCGUAUCCCUCUUCGUAACUUACGUGCCCGUCGAGGUCCCAGCUGUACUCCUCGUCAAACGCUUUGAACCCCGCUUCGUUCUCACAGUACUUUGCGUAAUCUGGUCCGUCACGACAGUAGCCAGUGGUCUAAUUCGGAAUGUCGGCGGCCUGUGCGCCUGUCGUUUGGUCCUCGGCGUCUGCGAAGGCAGUCUAUUCCCUUCUCUCAACAUAUACCUAACUAUGGUAUAUGAACGAGAUGAGAUCAAGAAGCGCACGUCCUACCUCGUCUCGUGCAUGGCAUUAUCCGGUGCCUUUGGUGGCCUGUUGGCAUACGGGUUAUUACAAAUGGACGGCGUUGGUGCAUACGCUGGCUGGAGAUGGAUGUGUCUGAUCAAGGGGGCGUUUGGUAUCACAUGCGCCUUUGCUGUAUGGUUCGAAUUGCCUAGCGAUGUCCGCAAAGCAUACUUCCUCAGUGAUGAGGAGCGAGUCAUCAUGGACAUGCGGCACCAGGCAUGUAACAGUGCUGUCAAAUAUUUUGCCUGCUUCGUCUGCACUAUCGCAGUGUACAACGGCACAGGGCUGAACCUGGCAUGGCUCAACGUCAAUACAGCACCACAAUAUCGGCGCGCCACGGCCAUUGAGAUGCAACAGACAGUCGGCAAUACUGCCGGUGCUGUGGCAGAUCAGAUAUACAGAAGUUCACCGUAUCUUCUUGUAAAAGUUUCUCGCUUGGUGCCAUAUUUGUCACCGAGUAUCUGA
This is a messenger RNA of Colletotrichum paranaense, 1005 nucleotides long. RefSeq names its product major facilitator superfamily transporter. Gene Ontology annotation, cellular component: membrane. The transcript is spliced from 3 exons. Bases 1 to 1005 code for a protein of 334 amino acids. Gene Ontology annotation, molecular function: transmembrane transporter activity. The record is from RefSeq and is a predicted model, not a curated record. Gene Ontology annotation, biological process: transmembrane transport. NCBI's taxonomy places the organism in Eukaryota, Fungi, Ascomycota, Sordariomycetes, Glomerellales, Glomerellaceae.